Molecule: messenger RNA, 766 nt
Organism: Cylicocyclus nassatus
Lineage: Eukaryota; Metazoa; Nematoda; Chromadorea; Rhabditida; Strongylidae
Source: the annotation of a GenBank genome assembly
AGAGAUGUUCACCUGGUGGCUUCUCUUAAUUCCGGGCAUCAUCGCAUUUAACGUUCCAUUCAUGAACACUGCACAGGUUACUCAUUCUGGUCCCUCAACAUCUUCAAAAUUGGCAGAAAACUCAGACGAAUUACAUCGAUCAAAACGUGGAUACUACUUUUCACAGUUCGACCAAUACAGUAAUAACCUCCUGGUUCAACCUGAACAUCCAGAUGAUCUCAUGAAAAAAUGGAUCACUUAUGAGCACAACCGCUACCGAAGAAUGGUUCCUGCUACUGACAUGAACAUGCUGUACUGGUCAGAUGAUUUGGCCGCAAGUGCUCAACGGCAUGCGAACACUUGCGAUUUCAGACAUUCUAAAGGGAGAGUGAAUGUUGGGGAGAAUAUCUGGGCUGCCCCGUACAGCAACUACUCUGAUGCGGUCACGCUUUGGUUUGAUGAGGUGAACAAUCCCCGUUGCGGUUGUAAUCACGCCUACAAACACUGUUGUGGUCAUUAUGUUCAGGUUGUAUGGGCUAAGACAAACUUGGUCGGUUGCGGUUUUGCCAGAUGUCGCGACGUGCAAGGACUCUUGGGUCGAGGACAUCGCAAUGUUUUCGUCUGUCACUAUAACCCGCAAGGGAACACGGUAUUCGUCACUGGAUCCGGACAGCUUUAUGCGGUACCAGCCUUCACCUGGGCUACUGGCGACAAAGGCCGCUGUUCGGAUUGUCCCCCUUCUGCCCCAGCCUGCUUCGAAGGACUCUGCUAUAUGCCCAGCGAAUGA